Messenger RNA from Fraxinus pennsylvanica, 387 nucleotides. The record is from the annotation of a GenBank genome assembly. NCBI's taxonomy places the organism in Eukaryota, Viridiplantae, Streptophyta, Magnoliopsida, Lamiales, Oleaceae.
AUGCGACAGGCUCAGAUAUUUCAUUAUGCUAAUGGGAACAAUCAGCCUCCAACUUCUAUUGACUUCGACAAAUCUCUCUUAAAGGAAUUAUUAUUCAACCGAAGUCCUGCCAAGGAUGUUGCAUUAGCUUCAGUAUCGAUGAGGCCAAUCCCUUUUUCACCAGUUUUGGAGAAGCUCUCUCUUUCUGAGACGAAAUAUGGCUCCGUGAGACGUUUUUAUAUUGAAACUCCAGAAGACAAUGCUAUACCUAUUGCUGUACAGGAAAGUAUGAUAUACAAAAGUCCCCCAGAGAGUGUAUUCCAUCUUAAAGGUGCUGAUCACUCCCCUUUUUUCUCAAAACCUCAAGCAUUGAAUAAACUUCUGGUGGAAAUCUCAAAGAUCCCAUGA